This is a messenger RNA of Pygocentrus nattereri (red-bellied piranha), 8945 nucleotides long. It is a transcript of the gene dot1l, whose product is annotated as DOT1-like histone H3K79 methyltransferase. Gene Ontology annotation, cellular component: nucleus. Gene Ontology annotation, biological process: regulation of transcription regulatory region DNA binding; DNA repair; DNA damage checkpoint signaling. Lineage: Eukaryota; Metazoa; Chordata; Actinopteri; Characiformes; Serrasalmidae. The record is from RefSeq and is a predicted model, not a curated record. The transcript is spliced from 29 exons. The coding region runs from base 370 to 5082 and encodes 1570 amino acids. Gene Ontology annotation, molecular function: histone H3K79 methyltransferase activity.
AGGUGCCUCCCCUCUCUAGCAGGCUCAAGCCCGGGUUUAUAGCUGCUUACACUCCCUUUGGUUUUGGUACAGCCUUUUCCACACUCGCGGCUUCUCUUUUUUUCCACGCCGGUCAAGAUGGCGGCGGUAUCGCCGAGAUGGAGCAGCCGCUCGGCGUGAGCAGUUUUUAUAGAAAUUAGCCGUAAUAUCCGAUUUAAAUCUGAGUAAACAAGACAGUGUACAUUUUUUAAAUUACGCAUGGGCUUCCCGUAACUUUCGAACUUUCGGAUUUCGUCGAGUGUUGGGAUAUUUUCUGUCAAAAUGUUCAAAUUCUAGACAGUUUACUCUCUCGUCCACUGCACUAAGCACGCUAACGCCGCCGAGAGUAGAAUGGGAGAGAAGCUGGAGCUGAAGCUGAAGUCGCCGGCCGGAGCCGAAGCUGCGGGAUACCCGUGGCCGCUGCCAGUAUACGAUAAACAUCAUGAUGCUGCACAUGAAAUCAUUGAAACCAUUCGAUGGGUGUGUGAGGAGAUACCAGACCUUAAACUGGCCAUGGAGAACUACGUGCUCAUCGACUAUGACACCAAGAGUUUUGAGAGUAUGCAGAGACUAUGUGACAAGUACAACAGAGCCAUUGACAGCAUUCACCAGCUGUGGAAAGGGACCACUCAGCCCAUGAAGCUGAAUAAGAGGCCUUCCAAUGGCUUGCUGCGCCACAUCCUGCAGCAGGUCUACAACCACUCUGUCACUGAUCCAGAGAAGCUCAACAACUACGAGCCCUUUUCCCCAGAGGUGUACGGAGAGACCUCUUUUGACUUGGUGGCUCAGAUCAUAGAUGAAAUUGAGAUGAUGGAAGAUGACACCUUUGUGGACCUGGGCAGUGGUGUUGGUCAAGUAGUCUUGCAAGUUGCUGCAGCCACUAACUGUAAGCACUACUAUGGUGUUGAGAAGGCUGAAAUUCCAGCUACGUAUGCAGAGGCAAUGGACCGAGAAUUCAAGAGGUGGAUGAAGUGGUAUGGGAAAAAACAUGGGGAGUAUACGCUGGAGAGAGGAGAUUUCCUUUCUGAAGAUUGGAAGGAAAGGAUAGCCAACACAAGUGUUAUUUUUGUGAAUAACUUUGCCUUUGGUCCAGAAGUAGAUCACCAGCUGAAGGAAAGAUUUGCCAACAUGAAGGAAGGUGGAAAAAUUGUAUCUUCAAAACCUUUUGCACCUCUCAAUUUUAGAAUAAAUAGUCGAAACUUGAGUGAUAUUGCCACGAUAAUGCGUGUUGUUGAACUGUCUCCAUUGAGAGGCUCAGUGUCAUGGACUGGGAAGCCAGUUUCCUACUAUCUGCAUACAAUAGACCGUACGAUACUUGAAAACUAUUUUUCUAGUCUCAAAAAUCCUAAACUCAGGGAGGAGCAGGAGGCAGCAAGACGGCGUCAGCAGAAGGACACCAAGGAGAAUAAAAGCAACACCACCACUCCGACCAAGCCGAAGGAGCAGAGGGACUCCGGUGGUGAGGAAGAGAGUUCAGGUCCGUUGGUACCUGUGAAGCCGUCUCCUAAACCCCGUCGUGCCAAGCUACUGGCCAAGGGCCGCAAGCUGGGCAACAAGAAACGUGGCCGACCUAAGAAGGCAUCAGCAGCGGCAGCAGCGGCUGCUGAACGCAAGACCAAGAAAAGCCAGAGUGCUUUGGAACUGCUACAUGCCAAGACCCUCUCAGCAGCCCCUCCUCAGGACGGAUACCGGUCACCUCAAAGCCCCUUCUACCAGCUACCUCCCAAAGUGCAGCAUUACACUGCGAGCCAGCUCCUACUUGGUUCCGUGCCGACAGGCCUGCAGACUCUGCUUGAUAACAUCAAAGUCCAGUACCUGCAGUUUAUGGCUUACAUGAAGACACCACAGUACCGCACAAAUCUACAGCAAGCUCUGGAGCAAGAGAGGCUCAGACACACUGAAUUGUCAGGUCAAGCCCAGCAACUGAUGAAUGCUUGCCAUGCUCACAAAGAGAGGAUCAAAGACCUUUUCCAGUCCAAACUGGAGGAGCUGGGAGUGAAGGCGGUGACUGUGGAGGACCUGGUGCAGGCUCAGAAAGAGAUCACAGCCCACAACAUGCAGCUGAGGGAGCAGACCAAGCAACUGGAGAGGGACAUGGCUGAGUUAAAGGACCAAAGCCUGAUGUUGCUGAAGGCUCGCUGUGAGGAGUUGAAGUUGGAUUGGGGCUCUUUGUGUCUGGAGACUCUGUUGAAAGAGAAAGCAGCCCUUCGCAGGCAGAUUUCUGAGAAACAGCGCCACUGUCUGGAGCUUCAGAUCAGCAUUGUGGAGCUGGAGAAGAGCCAGAGACAGCAGGAGUUGCUGCAGCUCAAAUCCUCUUACAGCCCCUGUGAGGACUCGCCCUACCGCAAGAGCCUUCCAAGUCUGGAGCCGCGCCCCCCUCUGGACACCGAUACCCCAAAACUUGCUGGCCUCAACGGCCUCAGCCCUGAGCUGUCAAUUAACGGCACAGCCUCUCCCAGCUACGAGCGGGGCAGCGGCGGCGGCAAGAAUGAGCUCCUGUCCCGCUACCUGCCCAUCUCCCCUGACCACGAGAUUGUGCCACCCACCCCGGACUCCCGGGGAAGACAGGUGGGGCAGCCGCUGCCUGACUACACUCGUUUUUCUCCAGCCAAGAUCGCCCUGCGUAGGCACCUGAACCAGGACCCAUCCACAGGCCAGUUCAGAUCACUUGGGUCCAUCCACAGGGGUGAUGUUGGUGCUGUUUCAUCUCCUACCUUAAGUCUAAAACAGGGUUGCCACUCCCCCAGUGCAUCUGAUAAUCAACAAAUAACUACACCUAAGAGUGCAGAGAGGAUGAGUAAGGAGAAGAGUCCAGCAGGUCCAGGUGACAAUAUCACAAGUCUCCCAAUAAGCAUUCCUCUCAGCACUGUGCACCCCAACAAGCUUCCUGUCAGCAUCCCCUUGGCCAGUGUAGUGCUGCCAAGUCGAGCUGAGAGACUGAGAAACACUCCCAGUCCUGUGUCCAGUAGAGAGCAGUCAGCAGGGCAUAGCAACAGCAAACAGCCUCUGACACCUAACUCAGGGUACUCCUCCCAUUCAGGGUUGGUGAAUGGUUCACACUCUGCCAUGUUGACAGGCGAUCAGGACUGUGACGCCCUAUCCCCACUACCCCACAGUACCCCUCUGCUAGGCCCCCAGUCCCGUGGUCCUGGUCUCAGCCCUCCCCUGGGCACUGGAGGAGUCCUGCAGUAUGCAGACAGGCCCCCCCGCCUUCCUCUUGAGGAGGGCCCUGAGCGCCAGGGUCCCGAAUCAGACACUGAGCUUCUGGACAGUGAGGCCCGCCGCCGCAUCUUCUUUUCUUCCUCCUCUUCCUCCUCCUCUUCCUCCUCCUCCUCUGCUGGAGGCUCCCGUCUGCACCAUGGAUCUUCCAAGCCGCACCACCAAGGCAGCCACCAUCAUCACCACCACCACCAUCACCACCACCACUCUCCAGGCUCCCAUGGUCAGGAGGGCCGCAAGAGAGGACGUCGGAAGCGCAGCUCCUCUGGGGUCCCUCCAGCAAGUGGCUCUCCCAAGAGGAGGUCGUUUCCUAGCCUGGGUGGUGCCCCUCACACUUCUGGUUCCCCCCUAAAUAUCAACACCAUGGUGAACAACAUUAAUCAACCCCUGGAGAUUGCAGCCAUCUCGUCUCCAGAGAAUUCGGGCCGCAGCCCACGUGAAGCAGACCUGGAUCAACCACCGAUCCUGAAGAGAGAGCGCCCCCUGGAGCUCAAUGGCUCUAGCCGUUACUCUUCCACCCCCAGCUCAGAGGACGAGGAUGCUGGCUACCCUGCAGACAGCAGCUCCUCACGAAUUGAAAGGAAAAUCGCAACAAUUUCCCUCGAGAGCCGAGAUGGUGAUAGGGGUUCUCAGGGCCGUAAAUCUGGUGCCAGCAGUGUGAGCAGCGAGGUCUCGUCCUCUUCCAGCAAAUGGAAGUCCACCUUCUCACCUAUCUCAGACCCCAAACCUACUCCACCUGACCUCCGGCAAGGAGGCUCUCCUUUUGGCAUGUCCCGUGGCACUGGAGGAGGAACGGAUUCUGACUCAGACCAGAAGCAGCAGAGGAGGGCAGAGCGGGAGCGGAGUGAGCCUUAUGGGAACCCCAAGGCGUUCCUGGGCUCGGAAGCAGGUGGUCGCUCAACAGCGCUAUCUGAGAGGCAGCAGCAGAAGCAGAAACCCCGGGAGUGGGAGCUGAAGGCCGUAAGCGGAUUGGCCAGCCAGAACCUCUUCAUCUCUGCUGCGACCAGUGGUGGCAUCCUGAGUGGAAAAGUGGGUGGAGCCAACACAGUUUCAUCUGCCUCCUCUGUGGGACAGUACUUCCCUCUGGGUGGAGCCUCAGUCUUGCAGUCCUUGUUCGGAGCACAGACUUCCAGCCCAGCCACCAGCGGAGCUACACGAUUGGUCAAUGGCCACUCGGCGCUGGGUAGCUUUUCCAGUGCCGGACUAGCAGGGGGUGCUGCAGGUGGGAUUUUUCACCACAUGGUGCCUUCUUCAGUCUCCUCUCAGCAGUCUGGGGCCACGCUGGUCAGCCCUGGGGCACUCGGCUCUCUGCUCAGUCUCUCUUCCUCCCAGCAGAGGCAUCCGGAUGCCAAAUCCUCAGGAGCACCCUCGUUCCUGGCCUCAGGCUCCUCAGUCUUCCCCCCUCCGCAGACGCAGCAUGGCCGCACGCAGACCGUCCUGCACGCUCCUUCCCCUCCUACGCUCUCGCUUCCUCCACCUCCCCCCCUGCUCAAUGUAUCUGCCUCGUCCUCCGCCCCUCCCCAGCCCUCCCCGCCACGUUCGGAGAGACAGCAGUCUGCCUCUCUCCAGACGCUGCGAGCUGUCCCUUCCGCCUCCUCCAAUUCAGGCAUCUCCCCUGCUUCUGCCGCUUGUGCCACAGCCACUUCCACUGCCUCCUCCCUCUCCUCCACCUCCUCGCGGCCCUUCACCGUCCACUACCAGCCUCACCUGCUCCCUCCAGCUACACCCAGCAGCAGUAGUAGUGGAGGUAGCAGUAGUGGAGGUGGAGGUGUGACUUCCUGGAGGACUCUGGGUAUGCAGGCGUCCUACGCCGCCUCGCAGGUCCCCAGUGCUCGCCCCAGAUAGGAGCCGGCAUGAGCUGGGGAUGGGGGGGAGGGCAAGGGGAGAAGCGUAGGGAUAUUUAUAGAAGGGAAGCUGCUGCGUUGUAUCUCUCCCAGCUGAUGUCUCUGGCUGAACAAGGUAACUGACGCAAUCUACCUCAACCCAACACAACCUAUGCAAUGGACAGGUGUGGACCAAUGGGCUCCUCUCCCUCACUGGUGCUCCGAUGUUUGCUAAAGCCGCUGCGCUAAAACCGGCAUUGAUUUCAGAACUCAACAAAGGUGCAGCUGAACUUGUACACACAAAUACAGACAUAUACACAGAUGCAGGCCCACUCACAGCAUCAUGCUCCGGUCUGGUGAGAGUUGAAAAGGGAGGCACAUAGACAAAAUGUUAACAUUCAUAAUUGUAUGUUUUACUCAUGGCUUGGUGGAUGGUUCAUUUUAAACAUCAUCAAUGGAGGUUUUUAUGCACAAUUAGAGAUGCUACGGAUUUGAAGUGAUUGUCCAAAUCAAAUUUAUGAAAUUAAUGGUUUUUUCUCAGAAGUUUUAUUUUCUUUUCUUUCUUUUUUUUUUUUUUUAUAUUAUGAAUUCCAUUAAAACAACAUCAGCUGAGCCAAGACGUUGUAUAAAUUGUCAUUCCUGAAUGCUCACUCUUUGCUGUAGAGGGUGGUUCAGCAAUGUGUUUGGUUGCAAGUCCUGUCCUCAUGGUUGUGUGCCUCCCUGGUGCUGGAACCUGCUGUAAAAUCUAGAAUUUUCACCCCAUCUGCUGCACACUCGGAUAAUUCUAGAACCUUCUUAAGAGACAAAUGAGGCGAGAUAAAACUUUACUUGAAAAAAUGAAAAAUUGCAGUUCUUUAUUUUGAGAGUCCUGAAUUAUUUUGAAUUCGAAGUCCUUUAAAAUGCAGCCAUUUGGUUGAUAAAGUACUGUGCUACAGUUUUAGGCACCUGGGAAAAUAAGAUUUAAAAAGCUAUUUAACUGGGCAGUGAGUGUUGAUUUACUCAGAGAACACUAAUAUUACAAUAAAUACAAACAGUAUUAAUACAGAUAUUAACAGUUCCAAACCUCCUCUUGUGACACCCCAUUGUUGAUCAUAGCCAACAUUUAAAUACCUGGUUUGGAAAAUCAGUGCUUCAUGAACUACAGUGAGGUGUGCUGAUGAAAGUUAACAAAACUCUGCAAUGGCUGGGGGGGGCAACAACAAUCUGAACACAACCCGAGUUCUGAUACAGAAAUAAAGUCUUACUUUAUACUGUAUUAAUGUUUGCAUUUAUUUUAAUGUUAUAUGGAGUUUUAAAACAGUCAGAUAAAUGGUUACAGUUUGUGUAGGUGCCUAAGACUUUUACACCGUACUGUAUUCCCCUGCAUUUACACUGGAGAGCAGACCUGUGGAGCUGUUCAUUACAUACAACUGGUAUGAUUGUGAAGGAAAUUUUAGUUUUUUUGUGCUUUUAAAAAGCAAAAUGACCAUUUUAAACAAAUUUUUAUUUGGGGGGGGGGGGGGGGGGGGGGGGGUGAGUAGAUUUGGUGUCUGAAAACUGUUAAGUCCCCUACCUUGAUACCUCCACCACACGCACUUGCUAAAGCACAACCUACCAGGAGUGAACACUGAAAGCCUGUGCGCAGACGCAUGAAGUGAGAGGAGCUAGUUAAUCAGGUUGGUUAUCGUAACUGACGAAGCUGUUUUAAAAUCACUACAUUUACCCCAGCUCAGCGUGAGGCUUGCUUUUUGCUCUUUUCUUUAAAUAUAUAACAAGCCGUAUGUUGCAACUGAAAUCUUCGUUAUUCCCUCCUCAAUUACUGCUGAUAUCCUUAAAAGAUACAUUCGCAUGUAAAGCUCAGUGUUGUAUAUGGUACAAUAUAUUCAGGUGAUUUAUCCGAGACAAAUAAAGAUUUGUGGUGCUGAAACACCUUUUUCUCAGAAAGGUUUCACAGAGAACUAGUAUCUACGUAGUUCUUGUAUCAUCCACUCUGGUAAUGUUUUGGUGCUCUCUGCAAGUAGAAACAACUCUCAUAAACAGAUUUGAAGAGAAAAAUCACACACUGGGGAAAUACAGCAUCAAACAAACUACUGGGCAACUUUCACCUUAUUUUCCAUUAUUCCUGUUGUUUUUGAUAGCUUGUUUUGUACUGUGAAUGGGAGUCACUCUCAGACUGUAUAAUUGUAUAUAAUUUAGAUUAUUUAUCAUUUGUUUCAUUUAUUGUAUUUUGUUUUGUUCAAUUUGUGUGUGUGUGUGUGGGUGUGUGCGUGUGUAACAGUAGAGCACAAUAUGUGCAAAGUGUGUGUACUUGACUCACAGUCUCUCAAAAAAAAAAACAUGGUGCUACAAUCUGUACAACUCUGGACUGUGCCUAUUUAUAUUACGAACAUCAGAUUAAAAGAUGGAUUCUGGGUGCUUUUGUUAACAGGGACUUUUUCUUGCUGUUUUGUGGCUUUUCAGAUAUUUAUAAUAGCAUUUAGCACCGAGUGUGUUGAAGCAUGUUUCAGUAGUGCUAUCGACAAUGGCUGAUUAUACAUAUAUUUAAAACACCUUUUGCUCUUAGGAACCGAAGACGAUUUAGACCGUGGCGCCACGCUUUUUCACCAGAACGGCUUGUGAUACUACGGCAAUAACUGAUGCGGGGUGGGGGUGGGGGAGGUGGGAAUAAUCAUCAAACGGUAGGGGUUCUGCCUCCACUGGUGCUGACAUUUAGCAGCAAGUGCUAGCAGCCUUUAGGCAGGGUGCGACUUACUUUUCUUAAACCUAUUAUGAUUUGACUCAGUUUGGCUGGUGCUAAUGUGCCUGUAUGGCAUUCUUUCUUGAACAUGUCUUUUUAGUUAGCUGUUGGGGAAAAAAAGCUGCAAUUCUGUGCUUGAGACCAUUGCCUCCUUUUCUGGGUGUAGUCGUGUCACCUGGAAUCUAUCCAAAUGUUUCACAUAAUACACCUUAGUGUGAAACCGGUGCUGCUUAGACCAUAGGAGACAAAAGUUCUUUUCUCGACGCUGAGCCGAGGGUGCUUUUGUAAACUGCUCUACCAUUCCAGAUUUUUAAGCCUGGUAUGUGGAAAUUUUGAUGAAGUAUAAGUUGCUCUGGCUUGUAGAGACCAGUAUUCAGCGAAAAGAGGUUGGAAAAACAGCGGUAGCCUAGUUAAUGGUCAGGCAAGUGCAGGUUUAUUUCUCAUUGUUUUGUGUGAUUGUUUUGUUUUGUUUUUUUGCUUUUUUUUUUUUUUUUUUUGUGCGUGUGUGAUCAAGGAGAAAUCGGCCUCCCUUAAGCUUUAUGUUAACAAGGCUGAUAAAUAGACUACAAUGUGUUAGAAAUGUGUUCUGAUCGUUCUGUGAAGUGGAGGCUAUUUUUUACUAUGUAUGAUCAUGACCAGAGAAGAAAGUCCAUUGUUAACAUUGUUACCAGCACUGAAAAGGUCUGUCUAUAUAUACAUAUACAUAUAUAUAAAUAUUAUAAAUAUAUAAUAUUGUCUUUGUUAAUGUUAUCUGUUUUCAAUUUGCCUGUUUGUGUUUGAUAUUUUUGCGACUGUUUUAUUGAUGAUGCUUUUAUUAAGACUUAAGAUCCAGAUGGUUUUAAUACACUUUAGACCAGUAACAAAAGGUGCUCUCCUACACUUUAAACAAGGAUAAUGCAGCUACGAACUUAUCUACACUUUACACAGUGUGCUCAAGAGGGGUGAGAUCUUUAAAAAAAAUAAAUAAAUAAACAAAAAAAUAAAUAAAAAAACCUCCAGUACAAGCGCAGCUUGUUCGGCUUUCUGUGACGUCUGAAUUGAUCUUAUUCGUUUAUAGCUUUGUAAGAGUGAAAAAAAAAAAAAAAAUUUAGCUGUGUGGGGGAAAGCAUCCGUUUUAAUAUAUGUGACUAGAAUUCUCGCAGUUAAUUAGGGUAGUGUGUAUUUACUCA